Balearica regulorum gibbericeps (East African grey crowned-crane) is the source of this 1512-nucleotide messenger RNA. The record is from RefSeq and is a predicted model, not a curated record. Lineage: Eukaryota; Metazoa; Chordata; Aves; Gruiformes; Gruidae.
AUGCGGACCUGGCUGCUUGUCAUGAGGUGCAGGUCGCUGAGGCAGCGAGCGGGCUCUGCAUUCUGCCACCGCUGCGAGUUGAACCUUGGAAGUGCGCUUCCAAUAAAGGCUGCCCAGCAGAAUACCCACACCAAAGUCAGUACGGAGCACAACAAGGAAUGUCUCAUAAACAUUUCCAAGUACAAGUUUUCCCUGGUCAUCAGUGGUCUCACUAAUAUCUUAAAAAAUGUUAAUAACAUGAGAAUAUUUGGAGAAACUGCUGAAAAGAAUUUAUAUCUAUCUCAGCUGAUUAUCUUGGAUACACUGGAAAAAUGUCUGGCAGGGCAACCAAAGGAUACCAUGCGACUAGAUGAGACUAUGCUGGUAAAACAGUUGCUGCCAGAAAUCUGCCAUUUCAUCCACACUUACCGUGAAGGGAACCAGCAUGCAGCUGAACUACGAAAUUCUGCCUCUGGGGUUCUUUUUUCUCUUAGCUGUAAUAACUUCAAUGCUGUGUUCAGCCGCAUUUCCACCAGAUUACAGGAACUGACUGUUUGUUCAGAAGAUAAUGCUGAUGUUCAUGAUAUUGAACUUUUACAGUACAUCAGUGUGGAUUGUUCAAAACUGAAACGACUCUUGCAAGAGACUGUAUUCAAGUUUAAAGCCCUUAAGAAAGUAGCUCAGUUAGCUGUUAUCAAUAGUCUUGAAAAGGCAUUUUGGAACUGGGUGGAAAACUAUCCUGACGAAUUCACAAAGCUGUAUCAAACACCACAGACUGAUAUGGCUGAUUGUGCAGAGAAGUUGUUUGACUUAGUGGAUGGCUUUGCUGAAAGCACAAAACGUAAAGCAGCAGUUUGGCCACUGCAAAUCAUACUCCUGGUCCUGUGUCCGGAGAUAAUCCAAGAUAUAGCAAAGGAUGUGGUAGAGGAAACUAAAAUGAACAAGAAACUGUUCCUGGACAAUCUCAGGAAAGCACUCGCAGGCCACAGUGGGAGCAGACAGCUGACUGAAAGUGCUGCUAUUGCUUGUGUUAAACUGUGCAAAGCAUCUACCUACAUCAACUGGGAAGAUAAUUCUGUCAUUUUCUUACUAGUGCAGUCCAUGGUAGUAGAUCUGAAGAAUUUGCUGUUUAAUCCAAGCAAACCUUUUUCAAGAGGCAAUCAAAAUGCAGAUGUAGACCUUAUGAUUGACUGCUUAGUUUCCUGCUUCCGCAUAAACCCUCAUAAUAACCAGCACUUUAAGAUCUGCUUGGCACAGAAUUCCCCAUCAACGUUUCAUUACGUACUGGUAAAUUCGCUGCAUCGAAUAAUCACAAAUUCUGCGUUGGACUGGUGGCCCAAGAUCGAUGCUGUGUACUGCCAUUCCGUGGAGCUUCGCAGCAUGUUCAGCGAGACGCUUCACAAAGCUAUUCAGGGCUGUGGGACGCAUCCAGCAAUUCGCAUGACUCCGGUAAGGCUUCUAAAGAAGCUAUUAAAACACAAACCUCUUGUUUCUCCUGUGUCUCCAUUCCAUUCCUGCUUUUUUAUUCAUUAA